Molecule: messenger RNA, 2026 nt
Organism: Morone saxatilis (striped sea-bass)
Lineage: Eukaryota; Metazoa; Chordata; Actinopteri; Moronidae
Product: alanine aminotransferase 2-like
Exons: 11
Coding region: 1-1476 (491 amino acids)
Biological process (GO): biosynthetic process
Molecular function (GO): L-alanine:2-oxoglutarate transaminase activity; pyridoxal phosphate binding
Source: RefSeq, a predicted model, not a curated record
AUGUCCCAGCAGACAGUGAACGGGGUCCCGUCCCGGGGCAAGGUGCUGACUUUGGACAACAUGAACCCCAAUGUGAAGCGGGUCGAGUACGCGGUCCGAGGUCCCAUAGUGCAGCGGGCGGUGCAGAUAGAGAAAGAGCUGAAGGAGGGGGUCAAGAAACCUUUCGCAGAAGUCAUAAAGGCUAACAUAGGAGACGCCCAUGCUAUGGGUCAGAAACCAAUCACAUUUCUCAGACAGGUCUUGGCUCUGUGUUCUUACCCUGAACUCCUAGAAGACAACAAGUUUCCAGAGGACGCCAAGAAAAGGGCGAGGCGUAUUCUCCAGGCCUGCGGGGGCCACAGUAUAGGGGCCUACAGCGCGAGCCAGGGCAUUGAGUGCGUCCGUCAGGAUGUGGCACGCUACAUUGAGAAGAGAGAUGGUGGAAUCUCCUCAAACCCUGACAACAUCUACCUCUCCACCGGGGCCAGUGAUGCCAUUGUGACUAUGCUGAAGUUGCUGGUGUGUGGCGAGGGUCGUGAUCGCACAGGAGUGAUGAUCUCCAUCCCCCAGUACCCUCUCUACUCGGCGGCCCUGGCAGACCUGGGUGCCGUGCAGGUCAGCUACUACCUGGACGAGGACAAGUGUUGGAGUCUGGAUGUUGCAGAGCUCAGGAGAUCCCUCAAUGCAGCCAGGCAGCACUGCAACCCCCGUGUCCUCUGCAUCAUCAACCCUGGAAACCCCACCGGUCAGGUCCAGAGCAGACAGUGCAUUGAAGAUGUGAUCCGAUUUGCUAAAGAGGAGCAUCUCUUCCUCAUGGCUGAUGAAGUCUACCAGGAUAAUGUCUAUGCAGAGGGCUGUAAGUUUCACUCCUUUAAGAAGGUGUUGUUUGAGAUGGGACCAGAGUACUCCAGCACAGUGGAGAUGGCAUCCUUCCACUCUACCUCCAAAUGCUACAUGGGAGAGUGUGGAUUCCGUGGCGGCUACAUGGAGAUCAUUAACAUGGACCCUGAGGUGAAGGCACAACUCACCAAACUGGUGUCGGUGCGUCUGUGUCCCCCCGUCCCCGGACAGGCUCUUUUGGACCUGGUGGUCAACCCUCCGCAGCCCGACGAGCCCUCCUAUACCACAUUUAUGAAGGAGCGGACAGCGGUGUUAGCAGAUUUAGCAGAGAAGGCCAGACUCACGGAGCAGAUCUUCAACAAAGUACCCGGUAUCACCUGUAACCCGGUGCAGGGGGCCAUGUACACUUUCCCCCGCAUCAGUCUACCUCAGAAGGCCAUCGACAAGGCAAAGGAGGAAGGCCAGGUCCCAGACAUGUUCUACUGCAUGAAGCUGCUGGAAGAGGAGGGUAUCUGCCUGGUGCCAGGAAGUGGCUUUGGUCAGAGAGAGGGAACCUUCCACUUCAGAAUGACCAUCUUGCCUCCCACUGAGAAGCUGAAGGUUGUGCUGCACAAGAUCUCGGAGUUCCACCUGCGGUUCACACAAGAGUUUUCAUAAUGACCUCGCCACCUUUCAGCUACAUCUCAAGAACCAACUCAUUCAGUGCCAGUAUUCUCAAGUGCCUUUGUGUGAAGGAAGCAGCAGUCUUAACGCCACUGCCUCCAGCAUUCAUGCUAGAUCAGAUUCUUAAAUUCAGAUUUUUUAAAGAGAUUUGUUUUUUCCUCAAUGAAGAAACUUUAACAUUUCCUUUAGACAGUAUGUGAAAGCUAGUCAUAGUGCCUGCUCAUGUGUACGUAGAGCAUGUGAAGAUAUGAUUUCAGUACAUGAUGCACUUUCCCACAGUAUUGCCGGGCCAGGUUUGUUCAUGUGGUUUGUAAUGUUCAAAAAUAGGUUGUAAGGCUGAUUGUAGGUUUUUAUCCAUAGAGUUCAAGAUAUUUCAGAUGCUGCUACAGGGGCAUCUCUCUCCUGCCAGACUUUUUUUCAAAUCAAUUCAAAAUAUCAAUUUAACAUGUUAGGUACUUGAUUCAUCGACUGGCCAUAGAGCCAUUUGUAUUACUAAUGUUUAAAUUGUUCUUAAAUGUGAUUAAAAACACUUGAAUUUCUAAAA